UGAAAUUCUGAAUGAAGGGAAGAAAAUAAGAAAGCCAGCCACUAAGAAAUGAAGAAUCUCUCUCCUUCGUUAUAAGCUUUACGAAUAACCUCGAUUUCAAUCUCUCUUCUUUUGAUAUAUCUCCGGCAAUAAAACUCCACCGUUUCAUUCCAUCCUAGAGAGCGGAGCUCCCUUCGUUUGUUGGGUUUGGCUCAGAUCGACUCCCGGCUUUUCGUUUGGAAUUACGGGUCGAUUAGAGGCUUGUUGACUGAACCGGUUUCCGAAUUGGGUUUUUGUUUUGUAUUGUUUAUUUUUAAAAAAAUCCAAAGUCCUCAUCUUUUGCUUUGGUAUUGUUAAUUAUGUAGCAAAAGAAGGUUUCUCUUUUGAGGACGUCGGCCAUUCAUAUCAACCCAAGCAGGUAUUCAAUAUAAUGGUAGGAUUUAAGAACAGUUACAUGGUUAUGGAAGUACUGUUGGAUCCAAAUAAAGAAAUUUCAGGGGAUGAUCCCAUUGUAGUUACCCAAUUUAACAUCUCAAAAGCAAUCAAGGAUGGCAUUCUUGUCAACUUCGGUGAAUGUGGUCUAGCUUCUUCGCUCGGAUCUUUCCAAGUUAAAUAUGUCAAUCCGAUUACAAAGCUGUGUGUUAUGAGAGCUUCAAGAGAUGAAUACCAAAAAAUUUGGUCUUCAAUAAGCAUGGUUAGGAGUAUUGGGAAUUGUCCUGUGCUAUUUAAUUUGUUGGAUCUUAGUGGUAGUAUAAAGGCAUGUAAAACUGCUACCUUGAAGUGCGAUGAGUUAAAAUUCGAGCAAUACAAGCUUAUGGUUGGAGCAUGCCUCUCGGCUGAUGUUACCCAGCACAUGCAGAACUGUCUUGAGAAGAUUAGAAUUUUAGAACACUAGAAGUGAUCCACAGGUAGUAGCUGAUUGCCCUGGGAUGCUAGUAUGCUACUAUGCACUUAUGAACUGAGAUAAAAUUGUUCAAAUUUUGGAUAGGCAAAUUAGGCAUUCAUUUUUCACAAUAUUUGGAGUAUCAUCUUACCUAGGGUUGUAACUGAAUUGAGCCUAAGUUGUAAAAAGCUCGACCUUGAGCUCAAUUGACUUUUACCUUUAAAGCUCAGGCUUGAUUAAGCUUUUAUUAAGUAAA
This is a messenger RNA of Gossypium raimondii (Peruvian cotton), 1118 nucleotides long. Its product is annotated as probable ribonuclease P/MRP protein subunit POP5. Gene Ontology annotation, cellular component: ribonuclease P complex. NCBI's taxonomy places the organism in Eukaryota, Viridiplantae, Streptophyta, Magnoliopsida, Malvales, Malvaceae. The coding region runs from base 410 to 874 and encodes 154 amino acids. The record is from RefSeq and is a predicted model, not a curated record. Gene Ontology annotation, molecular function: ribonuclease P RNA binding. The transcript is spliced from 6 exons. Gene Ontology annotation, biological process: tRNA 5'-leader removal.